Messenger RNA from Octodon degus (degu), 3851 nucleotides. RefSeq names its product kelch like family member 26 (gene Klhl26). The transcript has 3 exons. The coding region runs from base 107 to 1930 and encodes 607 amino acids. Lineage: Eukaryota; Metazoa; Chordata; Mammalia; Rodentia; Octodontidae. The record is from RefSeq and is a predicted model, not a curated record. Gene Ontology annotation, molecular function: protein binding.
CCCACUGGACGGUUCUCCGCCCCGCUUCUCGCGUCUACCGCUGUCUCCCCAGUCGGCGCAUACAGCUCCCGUCACUCGAACGCGCGGCUGCGGUGGUGGUAGGAAGAUGGCGGAAUCCGGGGGCAGCGGCGGCAGCGCGGGUCCGGGCCAGGAGCGCCCCAGCAGCGUGGCUGAUAAGCAUGGGACUCUCAAGUGCACCUUCUCAGCCCCCGGCCACAGUGCCAGCCUCCUGCAGGGCCUGGCCGCCCUCCGUGCGCAGGGCCAGCUGCUGGACGUCGUGCUCACCGUCAGCAGAGAGGCCUUCCAUGCGCACAAGGUGGUCCUGGCUGCCUGCAGUGACUACUUCCGGGCCAUGUUCACGGGCGGCAUGCGGGAGGCAAGCCAGGACAUCAUCGAGCUGAAGGGUGUGUCGGCCCGCGGCCUGCGGCAUAUCAUAGACUUUGCCUACAGCGCUGAGGUGACGCUGGACCUGGACUGCGUGCAGGACGUGCUCGGCGCCGCCGUGUUCCUGCAGAUGCUGCCGGUGGUGGAGCUGUGCGAGGAGUUCCUCAAGGCAGCCAUGAGUGUGGAGACCUGCCUCAACAUCGGCCAGAUGGCCACCACCUUCAGCCUGGCCUCGCUGCGCGAGUCAGUGGACACCUUCACCUUCCGCCACUUCCUGCAGAUCGCGGAGGAGGAGGACUUCCUGCGCCUGCCACUCGAGCGCCUGGUCUUCUUCCUGCAGAGCAAUCGGCUGCAGAGCUGUGCUGAAAUUGACUUGUUCCGUGCUGCUGUCCGCUGGCUGCAGCACGACCCAGCCCGGCGGCCACGUGCCAGCCAUGUGCUGUGCCACAUCCGCUUCCCGCUCAUGCAGUCCUCGGAGCUGGUGGAUAGCGUGCAGACCCUGGACAUCAUGGUGGAGGACGUGCUGUGCCGCCAGUACCUACUGGAGGCCUUCAACUACCAGGUGCUGCCCUUCCGGCAGCAUGAGAUGCAGUCGCCACGCACCGCAGUGCGCUCCGAUGUGCCCUCGCUGGUCACCUUUGGCGGCACGCCCUACACAGACAGUGACCGCUCUGUCAGCAGCAAGGUGUACCAGCUACCCGAGCCCGGUGCCCGCCACUUCCGCGAGCUCACGGAGAUGGAGGUGGGGUGCAGUCACACCUGUGUGGCUGUGUUGGACAACUUCGUGUAUGUGGCCGGUGGCCAGCACCUGCAGUAUCGCAGUGGCGAGGGUGCAGUGGAUGCCUGCUACCGGUACGACCCGCACCUGAACCGCUGGCUGCGGCUGCAGGCCAUGCAGGAGAGCCGUAUCCAGUUCCAGCUGAAUGUGCUGUGUGGCAUGGUGUAUGCCACAGGGGGCCGCAACCGCGCCGGCAGCCUGGCAUCUGUGGAGCGCUACUGCCCGCGGCGCAACGAGUGGGGCUAUGCCUGCUCGCUGAAGCGCCGCACCUGGGGCCACGCUGGCGCCUCCUCGGGGGGCCGCCUCUACAUCUCGGGGGGCUAUGGCAUCUCGGUGGAAGACAAGAAGGCACUGCACUGCUACGACCCUGUGGCUGACCAGUGGGAGUUCAAGGCCCCUAUGAGCGAGCCGCGCGUGCUGCAUGCCAUGGUGGGCGCUGGAGGCCGCAUCUAUGCGCUGGGCGGCCGCAUGGACCAUGUGGACCGCUGCUUCGACGUGCUGGCCGUGGAGUACUACGUGCCUGAGACAGACCAGUGGACCAGUGUGACGCCCAUGCGGGCUGGCCAGUCUGAGGCUGGCUGCUGCCUGCUGGAGCGGAAGAUCUACAUUGUCGGGGGCUACAACUGGCGCCUCAACAACGUCACGGGCAUUGUGCAGGUAUACAACACGGAGACGGAUGAGUGGGAGCGCGACCUGCACUUCCCCGAGUCCUUCGCGGGUAUCGCCUGUGCACCCGUCCUGCUGCCCCGCGCUGGGGCCAGGAGAUAGCCCUGGUGACCUGGGAGCCUGCUGGGCCGCACGUCCAAUGGUGCAGGACCUGGGCGCUCCCAGGCUGGACGAGUCCCCCGCUCUGGGUCCCCCGUCCCUCCCAGCCAGCUGGAUCUGGGCUUGACUCCUUGUUCCCCUAGAGUCCUGGCAGUGGGCACUGGGGUCGCCUCAGGGUCCCUGUCAGGGGCUCUCCUCAACUCCUGCUCUCCCUACCUGCAUUGGCUUUACGACGUAAGGUCCUCAGGCCUUCCCACGCCUGGGUGCCCCUGCUCUGGAAUGAGCUCACCCCACCAUGUGGUGUGCACGAGGAUGGCCAGGAUGAGGCGCCGUGAGGGCCAGGCCGUGUGGGCUGUGUCUGCCUCCCUGCCCGUCCGGACACCACCUGUCCUGGCCCUCACCCUGAGUUGGCCCUGAGCUGCGUCCCAGCGCUCGCAGAGGGCAGGCAUGCAGUACCCACCUGUUGUAUCCCGUUCCCAGAUGGAAGUGCCUGAGGCCCCCAGCUCAGGUGGGCCCAUCAGCUAGGCCAGCUGGGAACCCAGGGCGGGCAAGUCUCCCCUUCACGGCUCUGUGGCUUCUGCAGCCACAUUCAUUUUGAGCUCCAAACCUCAAAACUGCUCCUUUCUGUUUUGUUUUACUUUCUGUUUUUGUAAGGAGGCAGCACUGCUGUCUUCAAAAUGAGAUCUGUACUCUGGGGGCAGCUUAAAGCGUCUUCUUGCUGCUAACAAACGAUGGAUGUCGUGUUUGCGCGGCCUGCGCACCGUGCAAAGGAUUAACCUCAUGCCUCCGCCAACAUCGCCUCUUAAUGUCUCCUUUUAUUUAAUAAAAAUGUUAUGGUGGAAAAAUGGAGCGGCCGGCGCUGAGCCUGGGUGGCUCAGCUGAUUGGUCACAGAUUGGCGGUGGCUUCCAUGCCUCUGCGGCUCCUCUGCCCGCCACAGAGGAGCUGGGGGCUGGGCUCCUGCUACCCAGGGCUGGGGCCAUCGUCUGCCAGGCCCUUCACGUGGUACCCGGAGUGAGGCCGGGCUCUGGCUGGGGCCAGUGCCUCAUGGGCCAGGGGAGCAGCUCCAGUCCUGUGUCAGGCCUCAGCUCGGGCACAGCCUCUCCUUUCCAGAAUAGUCAGCAGUGUCCCUCAGGCUCAAAGAGUGCUUCCUGGAGUCCCCAGAGUGGCGGUCUGCUUGCUGUGAGAGCCGUAUGGCCCACACACCAGGGGUCAGUGCCCGACAGCCUCUAGAUCUGGGCCAAGCAGCACCUGGUGGGGACCUGAUUGGGCACUGCAGGGCGCUUGGAUUCGGGCUUUGGAAAGCUGGGUCCUUUCCUGGGCCUCAGCACAACACGCUGCCCCCUCCCCAAAAGCAGGCUUCCUGCUGCAGGCUCGGCCCACCAGGGGGGCAGAGGGGCCUCUGCCAGCUGCAAGUCCCCAAUCAGCUCACACCUUGGAACAUCUUGUCCCCGAUGAGCUGGCAGGGGUGUGGGCUGGGUGGGGGGCGUCGCGCCACUGACCGCGCAGAACCACACAGCAGCCCAAGGAAUGUCCUCGGCCCCCGCCCCGCCCCCAGAAGAAAGGAAAAUUAUUUUUCGUAUUGUAAACUUUAAACACGCAAAAGCUGUUUUUAAUUUAGCAGAAACUGGCUUGAACGUUCACUUUGUGAAGGUCUGUGUGCUUCCGAGAAAGGGGGAACAGGCCUGCGCGCGCACGCUCAGGAGCACACCUGUGUGUGUGGGUGUGCGUGCCAGCACCCCUGCUCACUUGUGUACACAGCAGUGGGUCACAUAUCUGCUCACUCACACGCGUGUGCGCACAAGCCCUCGUGCUGCUGGCCCGAGCCUCCCAGGGGCCUGGAGCCCGCACCUCCCUGGGGUUGCUGCUUCCUGCGGCCGAGCCUCUCCGCCAGGCCUGGCCCUGCUCCUGUGGAGCCUUCCUCCG